CAAGCUGAGAGGCGCCGCGGUGCAUUGUGGGAUGUUUUAGCUUGUCUCUACGCGCACUGUCGGUCGUUUUUGCCCACGGUUUUGAAAAUGGACGCGGGAUUUUUCCGCGGCACCAGCGCGGAGCAGGAUAACCGCUUCAGUAACAAACACAAGAAGUUACUGAAGCAGCUGAAGUUUGCAGACUGUCUGGAGAAAAAGGUGGACAUGACAAAGGUGAACCUGGAGGUCAUCAAGCCGUGGAUCACGCAGCGCGUCACGGAGAUCCUCGGCUUCGAGGAUGACGUCGUUGUUGAGUUCGUCUUCAACCAGCUGGAGGAGAAGAAUCCAGAUGGUAAGAUGAUGCAGAUUAACUUGACCGGUUUCCUGAACGGGAAGAACGCGCGCGAGUUCAUGAAGGACCUCUGGCCCCUGCUGCUGAGUGCCCAGGAGAACAUCGCAGGAAUCCCGUCCGCCUUCCUCGAACAGAAGAAAGAGGAGAUCAAGCUCAGACAGGAGUCACUGGCAGUCAUGAAGAAGGUAGACGAAGAUAAGAGAGACAGAGAGAGCAAAGAGAAAGCUCAGUCCAGGAGUCCCAAACGGAGAAAAUCUCGUUCACCGGCAAAGCGCGAAAGGAAACGCAGCCACUCUCGCUCGCCUCGACACAAACCCAGCCCACCAGCUCUGCCCCUGCCCAGCCCACCCAGCCACAAACCUGAGCCUCAGCCCGAGCCUGACCAAUCAGAGAGCUCCAAACCAGAACCGCUGAUCCAGGAAGCUUCCUCGACCAGUGAUUUGACAAACGAUGCAAAACCGGAUUCGGUAUCGGAGGUUCCAAAGGACGUGUCUCCGGAGAAACCUGUGAAAACGGAGGACAAACCCAAACCACGGGAGAGAGACCGGGACCGGGAGAAAGAAGGACGCCGGGAUCGUCCACGCCAUCGCACACGGUCUCGCUCACCACGCCCCCGACGACGCCACCGGUCACGGUCGAGGUCGUACUCACCCCGGCGCAAACCGAGCCCGAGGAGACGCAUGUCCCCAAGACGCAGGAGUCCCCCGAGACGGCCACCUCCUUCCAGACACAGACGCAGCCGCUCACCUGCACGCAGGAGACGUUCACGUUCUCGCUCAUCUUCAGGAAGUUCGUCUUCACGCUCACCCCAUAAGAGGCCCACUAAACGCAGCUCCAUCACACCGCCCAGGAAACAAUCACGCCGUGCUGAUGCGUCCCCCAGCCCCAGCAGGAGGCGCCGCAGCCCAUCGGGUUCGACUCGGCGACCUGCUGGAAGACACGAGUCACCGUCUCCAGCUCCUAAACCCAGACGAUCAGACUUGUCAGAAUCAGAGGAGGAUAAGUUGGGGAAGGUGGCAGCGGUGGACUCCAUCCAGCAGCGACGGCAGUAUCGCAGACAGAAUCAGCAGUCGUCUUCAGAGACUGGCUCAUCAUCCUCAUCCUCAGAGGACGAAGGGCCGAGAAGAUCAGGUAGAGGGCCGCCAGCAAGGAACGGCGACAUCAGGAGAAGGCGGAGUCACUCACCCGUGUCGCCGAGAAGACGGCACAGGGAUGCAUCACCGAGAAAGAGACGUUCUCCGUCUCCUCGACGUCACCGCUCACCCUCACCCAGACGACGGAGGUCACCAUCACCUCCACCCAGACGCAGGUCGCCCUCGCCUCCUCCUCGCCGCUAUUCACCACCCAUCCAGCGGCGGUACAGCCCCUCGCCUCCUCCCACUCAUAAGAGACGCCCUUCUCCUUCGCCUGCUCCUCCAAAGCGCAGCAGUCCUCGCUCGUCUCCUUCUCCCCCUCCACGCUCACGCCGUAGUCCACGCCGUAGCCCACGCCGUAGUCCACCGAUGUCCUCUUCAGGACGUCAGGUCAGCCCACAGGGCAGGUACCCUCCUGCAGGGUCGUCUCCGCAGCGACGAGGGCAGUCCCCCGCUCACGGCAGAGCCAUCCGCAGGGUGUCGCGUACCCCUGAGCCACGUAACACACAAAGAGGGUCUCAGAGUCCCCGGCCGAUGAGAAGACGCUCGUCUCGUUCGCACUCUGCCUCUCCUGAUCAUUUCCCAGCAGCUUCAUCAGCAGCUUCCAGGUCUCUCAAGCGUCCGGCUCCUGCGUCUCCUUCCCCCGCCCGCUCGGCCAGCGGCUCUCCCCCUCUCCCUCCUCUUCCUCCUCCAGCCAAGAAGGCCAGCAGUGCCUCACCAAGCCCUUCCCCCAACAAGAACUCUGAUGUAGAUGUCAGCAAGAAGAAGAAGAAAAAGGAGAAGAAACACAAGAAGGAGAAGAAACACAAAAAGCACAAGAAGCAUAAGAAGGAGAAAAGCGGCGCCGCGCCAUCAGGAGACGGACAGGAGACCACUCGGGUGGAGGACGAGCACGAAUCCGAUCCGAAAAAGGAAUCAGAGAGUGAAGUAGAGGACAGUCUGGAUGAUCUGGAGAAACACCUGAGGGAAAAAGCUCUCCGCUCCAUGAGGAAAGCCCAGAUGUCUCCAUCCCAGUCCUGAGAAUCCUCCCACCCAUCUCUGUCUGUCUUUCUCUCUCUCUCUCUCUGCCAUUUUGUUCAGCUUUAGAAUGUAUAAAUUGUUCUGUUCACCCAUGAUGGUAUGAGGUUGGGGUUUUUUUUGAUGCAAUUUGUGUUCAACUUUGCAGCAUGAUUUGUCUCUCCAGCCAUGAAAAUGACAAAGAAAAAUAAUAAGAAACACCGGUUUUUUUCUCUCUCUCCCCAAAUUUCAUUCUCCAGAGCAGAUAACUAGGGUGUAGAGUCCCCCAGCUUCACCCGUUUUUUUUUUUUUUUUUUUUAAAUUUUCAUUUUUUGCUAGGGGUGCAGAUCUGUGUUUGUCCCCGUGUGCAUGAUCCAUACAGUAGACACACACACACUGUGCGAAACGGAGAACAAGCGAGAACACUCUGCUUCUCAUCCCAACGUUUGUUUUGUAACUUUUUAAGUUGUUUCAAGUUGUUGAACCGUUUGAAGAUCUUUGGCUUUGAAAAAGUCGCAUUAAACGAAAGGAUAAACUUGCA
Molecule: messenger RNA, 3001 nt
Organism: Neoarius graeffei (lesser salmon catfish)
Lineage: Eukaryota; Metazoa; Chordata; Actinopteri; Siluriformes; Ariidae
Gene: srrm1
Product: serine/arginine repetitive matrix 1
Exons: 17
Coding region: 88-2484 (798 amino acids)
Biological process (GO): mRNA processing; regulation of mRNA splicing, via spliceosome
Cellular component (GO): spliceosomal complex
Molecular function (GO): RNA binding
Source: RefSeq, a predicted model, not a curated record